This is a messenger RNA of Gymnogyps californianus (California condor), 393 nucleotides long. It is a transcript of the gene NPPC, whose product is annotated as natriuretic peptide C. Gene Ontology annotation, cellular component: extracellular region. The transcript has 2 exons. Gene Ontology annotation, biological process: cGMP biosynthetic process; receptor guanylyl cyclase signaling pathway. Gene Ontology annotation, molecular function: hormone receptor binding; hormone activity. Lineage: Eukaryota; Metazoa; Chordata; Aves; Accipitriformes; Cathartidae. The record is from RefSeq and is a predicted model, not a curated record. Bases 1 to 393 code for a protein of 130 amino acids.
AUGCAGAUCUCACCCUUGCUGGCUGGUGGACUUUUACUCGCUCUGCUUUCCGUCAGGCUGGAGGCGAAGCCGGCGUCUCAGCUCCCACAGAAGGCCUCCCGCGGCUCGGCAGCGGCGGCGGGUCCGCCCGAGGCGGCGGCGGCGGCGGCGGCGGCGGCAGAGCGGGAGAAGGAGCGGGACAAGGAGCGCAGCGGCGGCGGCGGUGGCGGCGGCGGCGGCGGGUCGGGCCCACGGGAGGCGCGGGCCGAGGCGCGGCCGCGGGCGGGCUGGGCGCGGCUGCUGCAGGACCCGCCAGGCCGCCGCCAUAAGGGCCUCCAUAAGAAGGGCCUGGGCAAGGGGUGCUUCGGCCUCAAGCUGGACCGCAUCGGCGCCAUGAGCGGCCUCGGCUGCUGA